CCCCGUCGCGUCAUGUUAGAAAGCGCCGCGGCGGCCAUGUUGGUCUCUACCCUCGCCGUGGCCGAGGCUGGCGCCGGGAGCGUGGGGUUGGCAUAGCUGACAUCGCAAUGCUGGGGUCCCUGGUGUGGAGGAGGACAGCGCCGGCACCGAGGCUCCUCCUGCGGCUCCUCCGGGCCCGGCAGCCCAGCUCCCGCGGGGCCUCCCUGGGCCAGAAUGGGGCCGCCAGGGACCGCGGGGAAGCGCAGUACCUGAGAGCUGCCGCCGGGGGGCGGUCCUCAGCGCAGCCGCAGUAUGUCGGAGCGGUCUCUUGGCAGAGCCGGGACGGGCUGCCACAGGGCCUCGGGGCGGCCACGUGGGGGCGUCUUCCCGGCCCCGAAGAAAGCCCGUGGUCGGGCCGCUGGAGCGGAGUCCCGAACGCGGCCGGACUGGGCAUGUGGGCCUUGGCGUCUGCGCUGGUUGCUCAUUGCUACAGCAAGAGCCCCGCCAAUAAGGAAGCUGCCCUGCUGGAAGCAGCCAGGACCAACAAUGUCCAAGAAGUCAGCAGGCUCUUGUCCGAAGGUGCCAACGUGAACGCCAGGCACAAGCUAGGCUGGACAGCCCUCAUGGUGGCAGCAAUCAGCAGAAACUAUAGUGUCGUGCAAGUCCUGCUGGCUGCAGGGGCUGAUCCCAACCUAGGGGAUGAAUUCAGCAGUGUCUACAAGACCGCCAAGGAGCAAGGUGUCCACUCCCUGGAAGUCCUGGUGACCCGAGAGGAUGACUUCAACAAUCGACUGAACAACCGGGCCAGCUUCAAGGGCUGUACAGCCUUGCAUUAUGCCGCCCUGGCUGAUGACUACCGAACUGUAAAGGAGCUGGUGGACGGAGGAGCCAGCCCCCUGCAGUGUAAUGAAAUGGGUCACACACCAGUGGAUUAUGCCCGUGAUGGAGAGGUCAUGAAGCUCCUGAAGGCCUCAGAGACCAAGUACCAGGAAAAGCAGCGAAAGCGUGAAGCUGAGGAACGUCGACGCUUCCCUCUCGAGCAGCGGCUAAAGGAGCACAUCAUUGGCCAGGAAAGUGCCAUUGCCACAGUGGGAGCAGCGAUCCGGAGGAAGGAGAAUGGCUGGUACGACGAGGAACACCCACUUGUUUUCCUUUUCUUGGGAUCGUCAGGGAUAGGGAAAACGGAGCUGGCCAAACAGACAGCCAAGUACAUGCACAAGGACGGCAAGAAGGGCUUCAUUCGGCUGGACAUGUCUGAGUUCCAGGAGAGACACGAGGUGGCCAAGUUCAUCGGCUCCCCACCUGGCUACAUCGGCCAUGAGGAAGGGGGCCAGCUAACCAAAAAGCUGAAGCAGUGCCCCAAUGCUGUGGUGCUCUUUGACGAGGUGGACAAAGCCCAUCCAGAUGUCCUCACCAUCAUGCUGCAGCUAUUCGAUGAGGGCCGCCUAACAGACGGGAAAGGGAAGACCAUUGACUGCAAGGAUGCCAUCUUCAUCAUGACAUCCAACGUGGCCAGUGAGGAGAUCGCCCAGCAUGCCUUGCAGCUGCGCCAGGAAGCCCUGGAGCUCAGCCGGAAUAGGCUCGCUGAGAAUCUUGGGGAUGUCCAGCUGAGCGACAAGAUCACCAUCUCAAAAAACUUCAAGGAGAAUGUGAUUCGACCAAUCCUUAAGGCUCACUUCCGGAGGGAUGAGUUUCUGGGCCGGAUAAAUGAAAUUGUCUAUUUCCUUCCCUUCUGUCACUCGGAGCUUAUUCAACUGGUCAACAAGGAGCUGACAUUCUGGGCAAAGAGAGCCAAACAAAGGCAUGACAUCACACUGCUUUGGGACCGAGAGGUGGCAGACGUGUUGGUAGAUGGUUACAAUGUUCAUUAUGGUGCCCGUUCCAUCCGACAUGAGGUGGAGCGCCGAGUUGUGAACCAGCUGGCAGCUGCGUAUGAACAGGACCUACUUCCAGGCGGCUGCACCCUUAGAAUCACAGUGGAAGACUCGGAUAAGCAGCUCCUGAAGACACCUGAGCAUCCCUCAACCCAGUCAGAGAAGCGGCCACCCAAGCUUCGACUGGAGAUUGUGGACAAGGAUAGCAAGAGCCGCAAGCUGGACAUUCGGGCACCCCUCCACCCCGAGAAAGUUUCCUCUACACUCUAGCCCCAACCCAUCUCCCCAGCAAGGCUAUACCAUGCCCUAGAAAACAAUAAAGUCUGGUCAGAUGUGGCUCCUGAAACCAGUGCCCCUGACCCCAGGAGGACCAGAGCCCAACUAAUUCCUCGUGGCACCCAGCUCUUGAGAGACAGGAUUGGGGGUGGAGAAGAUGCUACUACUGGAAAUCUUCCUGUCCUGUCCUCCCAGUUCCAGGGUAGGGACAGUUUACUUGCACCCUUUCUAGACUCUGGAUUAUUUAUUUUGAUUCUUUCUUCAUCUAGGACAUCCGUGGCCAGGGUCCAGCCUUCACCACUGAACAGUAGAGCUGCUGAGCAGGUCCCAGCCAGUCUCAUCCCCUUCCCCAUUGUCAUAAAGCCACCCACGGGAAGGCCCCAGUUGAUCUCCCCACCCUCUCCUGUGGCCUUCAUCUGGGGCUUGGAGGGGCAAGAGGGAAGAUUGGGAGGCAUCCCAGCUUAUGCCCGCUCCUGCUUUUUAUUCCCCACCCACCACUACCACUAGCCAGAGAGGCCCCACUCCAGGCCAUAAGGUACUGUGUGUACAGCCAGUGCUGGAGCCUAGGCUUCCUAGGAACCCAGCCAGAGGGUCAUGGGGCAGAUAACAAGCAAGGUGAUCCCCACACUACCUAAAGGCCUUCAGAGGGGAGUCUUGGGUCAGUUAAGUUGCCAAGAAACCCUCUACUUGGAGAUACAGGGAAAAAUCAGCAAAAUCAAGUCAGCUAACCUGGCCAGUUGUCCAGACAGCUCUCUUCCUCUCAGUGGUGCCUUCCACAGGGCUGUCCCUGGAAUGAGUGUGAGAAAGGGCUUGGUGCAAGAGGACCAGGAUUUACAUUUCGUCUUCCCCCAUCCCUGGGGCAGCUCAGGGCACCUGCACUAUGAAUGAGAGACAUGGUGGAGAGGUGGCGGGCAGGAAGGCAAGGAGGGAGCCUGUGAGGGACCUGGGAGACUGGGCAUGGGUGGGCAGGGGAGGAGACAGUAAGGGACCGGAGAGAUCGUGUUGUGUGGUGUGAGUGGAAUCAGUGAGCGACAAGAGAGACUGUGCAGGGCUCAGCGGCUGGCAAGGCCGACUGAGAUUCAGGGUCUGCCCUCAUCUGCUCUUGUCUACGCUGAGUCUUCCUGAAAUAAACGCAUUCCAAAUGUA
Trichosurus vulpecula (common brushtail) is the source of this 3275-nucleotide messenger RNA. RefSeq names its product caseinolytic mitochondrial matrix peptidase chaperone subunit B (gene CLPB). The coding region runs from base 108 to 2123 and encodes 671 amino acids. Gene Ontology annotation, cellular component: mitochondrion; cytoplasm. The transcript has 16 exons. NCBI's taxonomy places the organism in Eukaryota, Metazoa, Chordata, Mammalia, Diprotodontia, Phalangeridae. Gene Ontology annotation, molecular function: ATP hydrolysis activity; ATP binding; protein binding. Gene Ontology annotation, biological process: cellular response to heat. The record is from RefSeq and is a predicted model, not a curated record.